UAUACGCCACUACAUUUUGCUUCUGAACUAGGCAAUGAAGAAGCUGUGAAAUUAUUCUUGAAUAAAGGUGCUGAUAUUAAUGCUAGCACAAAUAGUAAUUUAACGCCACUUCAUAUUGCUACCAAAACAGGACGUAAAACAGUUGUAAAGCUGCUCUUACAACAUGGAGCUAAAGUUGAUAAUCAGGACAAAGAUGGUAAAACCACACUACACCUCGCUGUUGAAAAAGGAUAUUUAAUGAUUGUUGAGGAUGUUUUAAAGUAUUGUCCUGAUAUUAAUCAUCAAAGUAACAGAAGCUCUCUUAAAAUCGCAGUGCACGGCUAUGGAGAAGAGUAUAAAAAGAUUGUUGAGGCUCUUCUAGAAUAUGGUCUUAUUGUUAAUCUCGAAGAUGCAUUGAUAAGCUAUGGAGCUGAUAUAAAUGCUCAAGACAAAACUGGAAAAACUCCAAUAUUUUAUGCUACUGAGAAUGCCGAUUUAAAAAUUACCAAGCUACUUUUAACUAAUAGAGCUAAUGUAAAAGAUAAUCCUGAGCUAUUGAAUAUUGCUGUUAAGAAGGAAUGCAUAGAAAUCGUUGAAGCUCUUUUGCAACACGAUACUGAUAUUAACGCUAGUGAUAAAUAUGGAAGAACAGCAUUGCAUUUUACUGCUUUAAGUGAGAGUGAAGGUUUUUUUGGAUUUCUUACUAAUGAAGAUCCUGAUAUUAAUAUUAAGGGAGAAAUUGCUAAACUGCUUCUAAGUAAGGGAGCUAAUAUAAAUGCUCAAACCAAAAAUGGUAUUACGACGCUUCAUGCUGCUGCUCAGAAAGGAUAUACGAAAGUUGUUGAAGCUCUUUUAGAAUAUAAUGCAGAUGUUAAUUCUACAGUUAAAAGUGAUAUAACACCUCUCCAUCUUUCUGCUCAACAAGGAAAUGAAGUAAGAGGUUGUCCGGAAACAAGUAAAAGGCUAUAAUAUCUGAAAUUUUAGUACGGGGUAAAGAUGAGAAAAAAGUAUCCAACAGAUCUAAGCGAAAGGGAAUGGGCAAGAAUAGAAAAACACUUCAGAGUAUCAUACAAGAAAGGAGGAAGGCCGCCAAAGUAUAGCAAAAGAGAAAUAUUAGAAGCAAUUUUCUAUGUAUUGCGUACAGGGUGUCAAUGGCGGUAUUUACCAAAUGAUUUUCCGCUAUGGAAGACUGUGUAUGAGCAGUUCAGGCAAUGGAAGAAGCAGGGAAUUUUUGAGAAAAUGAAUUAUGAAAUUACAAAAUAUAGUAGAAGAAAAAUAGGAAGGAAUGAGCAGCCGAGUGCCUGUAUAGUAGAUAGUCAAUCUGUAAAGACUACAGAAAAGGGGGGAUCAAAGGCUAUGAUGGAAGUAAAAAAGUAAAGGGUAGAAAAAGGCAUAUAAUUACAGACACUCAGGGUUUUAUACUAGGUUGUUACGUAGGCGCUGCUAACGAAAAUGAUAGAGAUGGUAUUAAAAUAGCAUUAAACAAUAUGAGAACAAAAUAUACUAAAGUUAAAAAAAUGUGGGCUGACAUG
Molecule: messenger RNA, 1511 nt
Organism: Drosophila ananassae
Lineage: Eukaryota; Metazoa; Arthropoda; Insecta; Diptera; Drosophilidae
Product: putative ankyrin repeat protein RF_0381
Exons: 2
Cellular component (GO): nucleus; cytoplasm
Molecular function (GO): protein binding
Source: RefSeq, a predicted model, not a curated record